This is a messenger RNA of Guillardia theta CCMP2712, 1998 nucleotides long. RefSeq lists its product as hypothetical. Lineage: Eukaryota; Cryptophyceae; Pyrenomonadales; Geminigeraceae. The record is from RefSeq and is a predicted model, not a curated record. The transcript has 14 exons. The coding region runs from base 1 to 1998 and encodes 665 amino acids.
AUGAGCAUGGUGCUUGGAUACUGGCUAGGAUACAGCUCUGAGAAGGCAUGCGGUUGUUGGGAGCUCCUCAUGUUACAAUCAAGUGCAAAGAUCCUGAUCCCCAAGAAGAGGAUUCUGAUCUUCAUGCCCCUGCUCUUGGUCGCAUGCAGUGCGGCUCGUGCUAAGAGGAUCACGUCUUCAUCACUGCGACUUCGUGGAGGACAGCCUGUGGCUCUUUCCGAGAACAUCCAGGAGGUGAAUCUGGAGAGUGAAGCGAGCUCGACCACGGCCAGGAAAAGAUCUUAUCUGGCGCAAGUGAGGGUUCUCGAACCCAGUCAACCAGGGAGUGACACAGAGUCAGACACAGACCAAGAGACGGCGAAGAGGAAGAGGAUGUGCAUCGGCAUGAAUAAAGUCCUUGAGGACCACAUGGAUGAGGAGCGCGGCGGGGGGGGUGCGGAUUCUUUUUCCAGCGGUGCUGGGCACGAGCAUGCAGACGACAAUGCUGCGUGCCCAUCGCAUGUCGUCGACCAUGCAGCAUCUGUUGAGUCCACGAUCAGAAAGAAGAAGAGGUGCCUCAAGGUAGGAAGGGAGGCGAUGCGAAGGGAGGAAAGCAAGGGUUCCUUGAGACGAGCAGAAUCGGUCAGCAGCAGCGUUCGCGACGAGUCGCCGGGGAGGAGCUCGAUGGACAGCCAAGACAACCUGGAAGACAGAGAGACUAAGGGCAAUGAGAGUGCACGGAGGAAGAGGAGGCAGCUAGCAGGUAUUCAAGAAGCCCUGCUUGAGGAAGAGAGGGAGGCGAGGCAAGAGGAAGGGGCAGGGGGCCCAGAGUGCAACACUGUACGGAAGAAGAGGAUGCAGACGCGCAGAGUGAGGGAGGCGAUGGACCAGGAAGGAGAGCAGGACAGGAACGACCUGCAGAUGCUGCUUGACUCCUCCCUCUCUACUCCUCAGAAGCCUGAGCGGCUCCCCCCACCAGGUGGCAGGACCAUGAUGAAUCGGUUUGUGUCCUCGCCCUUUCGCUUCUUCUCAAGCAUCGUGAACUCCCUGUCGCCGGUAUCGUUUGGCAAGUCUCGCCAACCAGCCAGCAGGCAGGAGAGGCCCAAGGAGGGAGCUCUCUCCAUGUCCUCAAGGAACGGGACGAGGGCGAAGCUUUCCGUGACCUCGCUCGCUCCCUCCGCUGCCCUGCCGCUGUCUGACCUGGUCCGGAGCGGCGGACUUACUGCAACAUGGACCGACAGCAGUCUGAGGAUGGCCGGAGUCGGCAGGUGCAAGCACGUGUACAACGAGGCGAUGCUGGGGCAGGACGGCGUGAUCCUGAUACCAGAGCAGGCCAAGUCCAUGGAGGAGGCUAUCACGUCGAACCCGCAGAGCUCACACCACGUCUUGGAGAUUUUGCACAACCAGAGCCUGUGCCUUGUUUGUAUAAGUGAACUUGCCCACUACCCUCCGGGCCAGUGGAGGCUGCAUGAAGGGUCCAACGGCUCCUUUCACAACUGCGACUUGAGGAGUUCGGCAGCGAGCUGGGAGGACAGCCUUGUGCAGGUGCAUGGAGGGGUCUGGACGUUCAACCAAAGCAGCAUCCGCUGCAAGGGAGGGACGAGCCUAAGCUUGCAUGGCCUGGCAGAAGCGCGUGCGUACAACUCGACCUUGGGGGGAUUCUCAACCAAAGAUACGGACACUUGUUUCUCGGCUGCCUCCGUCAGCGAAAGCUCCUUCUUCUCGUGCUCGCGAUGUGUCCUUCACUUUGCAUCUCGAACUGGAGCGGCGCUGAUCGUCUCCGGCUACGGCUUCGCCCGAUGCUCCAACAGCUCCCUCUCCCACUCCCACGAGGCCAUCCGGAUGGACGGCAACUCGAAGGCUAUCGUCAGCGACUCCGUCCUCCUCGACAACCGCCGGAGCUUCACCGUUACCACUCCCGGCCGCCUUCACCUUGUCAACGACGUCGUGAACUUUGACAGGAGGAGCGUCAGGCUGGGAGGGUGCAUCACUCAAGACAGGAGCACCUUCUUUACGUGA